This is a messenger RNA of Ctenopharyngodon idella (grass carp), 3316 nucleotides long. It is a transcript of the gene spag1b, whose product is annotated as sperm associated antigen 1b. Lineage: Eukaryota; Metazoa; Chordata; Actinopteri; Cypriniformes; Xenocyprididae. Gene Ontology annotation, molecular function: heat shock protein binding. The record is from RefSeq and is a predicted model, not a curated record. Bases 1024 to 3126 code for a protein of 700 amino acids. Gene Ontology annotation, cellular component: mitochondrion; cytosol. The transcript has 15 exons.
AUUCACUUCAGUAUUUGUUACAUGAUGUUCACAAUAUUCGCGGGUUUUUCAGAAGCGGAGGUCGUCUGGGUAAAAUUCUAUGGCGGUGAAUGAGAAAAUACAUUAAAUAUAUUUGUUGUGUUCCCAUUUUCUCAGAUAGCAAAAGAAAAACUCAACAACAGUGUUUUCACAACUUUCAAAAAGAGGGAAAAAACAGAGAGAGACUGAUAACGGAAACAGCAGCGUUAACUAUUUUUUUUUUUUUUUUUUUUUUUUUGUAAUUUGAGGUAUAAGGUAAUACAGUACUAAGUAUAGUAUUAUAAAUGUGCAUAUAUAUUUAUAAAAAAAAAUUAAAAUAUAAAAAACUUUGCAAGAUUUAAGACGCUGAUGACCGUUAAAACGCGUCAUCACGGUCCGUUCAGUUUUGAACUGAAGUUGAACAGUUUUAGAUGUAAACGUGCUUAUUGUUCUUUAAUGUUUACGGAGUUUCGCUGAUGUUUGUGUUCGAGUGAGAAAAUUAAUUCAUGUAAAUUGAAAGAUGUCGGCAUUGAAUGUAUUUUGUGCCAAAGUAAUGAUGAAUGAUCCUCAGUUUAUCCCACAGAGUGUGUGAAGAGUUCAGAAAACUGACCCUGGUGUGAAGCGGCCUGUGGUGACGUCACGCCCCCUGCAGCAGUCUAUUUAUGGCCGCUAAGCCACGCCCUCUCUGUGUUUGUGUUGCCAUGGGAACCUGACGCGUGGCUCCUCGAGCUCGUGCUGUAAUCUAACAGAAGAAACAGCAGGAGAACUCUUCUGUGGUGAGUUCAAGAGUCUCAAAAUCAGUCUGUCAUUAUCAGAGAUAUUAUCUGUGUGUGUCUAUAGUUAAUGUGAGGUAAAUGUGACAAAACUCCUUGUAGCGGCUCGUCUAAAGAGUCAUGAAGUACAUCAUGUUUUAACUUUGUGUUUCAAUACAGUCAUUAUAUUAGAAAAUAUAAUUUAUUAGCGCUAGCAGUUGAGAUGUUGCCUCAUUUCGACAGGUAAAGUGUGUGUGUGUGUGUCGCAGGUGUCAUGAGUGCUGAAGCUGCUCCAGACUCCAGCUGCAGGUCGGUUCCUGUGGAGCAUCUGGACUACAGCUUCAUCCAGAGCUGCUCAGACCUCAAACAUCUGGAGCAGAUCCUGAGAGUUCUGCGGUCCGGUCAGGAGGGUUUUUACCCUCAUCUGAUUGAGUUCUGUGAGAGACACAUAGAGAAACUGGACCCAAAGUCUCGAGUCCUCAGGAAGGAGAAUCGCGCCGCAACCGCUGCCUGUUUCUCCACGGAGGAAUGGAGGAACAUCUCUGAAGACCUGCAGAUGUGGGAGAGAAACAUCAGAGCAGAUGAAGCGGAGAUGAAGCGAAGCGCCAUAUUCAGUGAUGUUGAAAACGUGCCGCCUGUUCGUUCCUCAAACGGCCUCGUUCAGAGAAGCAGCAGCGCUACAGUGAAGACUGUGAGAGAGUCCUGCGGCCCGCGCUCCUACAGAGACUGGGACAGGUUUGAUGUGGAGGCAGAGGUCAGUAAGAUCGACGAGAGCCACACAAACACCCUCCGUCCAGAUCUGCCUUCAGUCCAGCAGACGGUCAGCAGCAGCUCAGCUCUGACAGCGCAGGAGAAAGACGUUCUCGCCCGCCGGGAGAAAGACAAAGGCAACGAAGCUUUCAGAAGUGGAGAUUACGAGGAGGCCGUGGCGUAUUACAGCAGGAGUGUGUCUCUCGCGUCUUCAGCCGCUGCAUUCAAUAACCGCGCGCAGGCUCACAUCAAACUACAGCGCUGGAGCGCAGCCCUGAGCGACUGUGAGACGGUGUUACAGCUGGAGCCAGAAAACAUCAAGGCUCUACUGCGUCGUGCCACUGUGCACAAACAUCUGGGUCACCUGCAGGAAUCACAUGAUGACCUGAGAGCCGUUCUUCUGAUGGAGCCGCACAACAGCACAGCACUGAAGCUCCUGACGGACGAGACGGAGCAGUGUCAGGAGAGACGCAGCACAGGCAGGAAGAUCCUCAUUCAGGAAGUGGAUGACGAUGCUCAGGAUGAAGGCAGACAGAAGCGGGACGUUAGUGAGGCGGAGAGUGGAAUCAUGGGAAAUACACACAAGAUGGCCAGCUGCACCAACAUGCAGACAGACGGGCCCAACAGACUGACAGACAUCAGCAGCGAUGACGCUUCAGCUGGAGCUCCGCCCCCUGGACACGCCCACAUGAAGAACGAUGAAAUCACUCUCCUUGAGAACAGAGACGAGAAACACAUACAGGCUGCAGCAGAAGCUGUAGAAGAACGGCUGGUUGUUCCAGAGUUUGAGCGGCUGAAGGACGAGGGCAGCGGGUUGUUCCGGAGCGGCUGCUAUCAGGAGGCAGCGGACAGAUACACGGAAUGUCUUCAGCUGAAACCACACGAAUGUGCCGUUUACACCAACAGAGCGCUCUGCUAUAUCAAACUCCAGCGCUUCAAUGAAGCCCGGCAGGACUGUGACUCCGCCCUUCAGCUCCAACCCACCAAUAAGAAAGCUUUCUACAGACGUGCACUGGCCAAUAAGGGCCUGAAGGAUUACCUGGCGUGUCGUUCAGACCUGCAGCAGGUGUUGCGUUUGGACACGAGUGUGACGGAGGCAGAGCAGCUACUGAUGGAGGUCACACACCUGAUGAAGGACAGACAUCCGUCAGGAGCGCGCAGGACCGUUCACAUCACUGAGGUGGAUGAUGAUGAUGAUGAUGAAGAUCAGGUCAGCAGUGCAGACGGAGCAGACGGGCGGUCCAUCAUCCCUCAGCCCUGUAAUGCGUAUGAGUUUGGUCAGGCUCUGACCGCGGCUCGCUCUCAGGAUGACCUGCUGACCUGCGCUGAACUCCUGCGCUCCGUCACAUCAGACCGUCUGCCGCGGUUCAUCGGCUCGCAGCUGGACGCACAAACCGUGAGCUUCAUCAUACGAGCGCUGCACACACACCUGCUGCACACACACCCUGAGCUGGUGUACGGACACCUGCAGCAGCUGCACAACACACACAGACUCACGAUGGUGUUGAUGAUGUUGGGCCGUGACGAGCGCACACAGCUCUCUCAGCUCUUCCAGAACCUGCGCUCAGUGCAGACUGAAGCCUUCUCACAAAAUGACAUCACAAACCUGGCCAACAAAUACUUGUGAUGCUCCGCCCACCGCUGGACACCCUCAGCACAUCCUUCCCAUGAUUCCACACUCCGGCUGAUCUCAAUAAUAUAUGCAUGAUUUAUGCUGUUUCUGGAGACUGUCAGUGUUUCAGAGAGAAUGUAUGAUUCACUUUUGUUCAGUGUGAGAUGAUUUUAUUUCUGUUUAUAAAUGAAUGUUUUCUGCUGGA